This is a messenger RNA of Colius striatus (speckled mousebird), 2298 nucleotides long. Its product is annotated as guanine nucleotide-binding protein G(q) subunit alpha-like. Bases 379 to 1458 code for a protein of 359 amino acids. The transcript has 7 exons. NCBI's taxonomy places the organism in Eukaryota, Metazoa, Chordata, Aves, Coliiformes, Coliidae. Gene Ontology annotation, molecular function: GTPase activator activity; guanyl nucleotide binding; G-protein beta/gamma-subunit complex binding. The record is from RefSeq and is a predicted model, not a curated record. Gene Ontology annotation, biological process: adenylate cyclase-modulating G protein-coupled receptor signaling pathway; action potential; phospholipase C-activating dopamine receptor signaling pathway. Gene Ontology annotation, cellular component: heterotrimeric G-protein complex.
AGGAAGGAAGGAAGGGUGGAUGGGUGUCUGUCUGUCUGUGCUGAGCUGCUUAGUUAGCCUAGACAGCACCUCUGCCGCCGCUGCGGUGGAUGUUUUCAUGUUGCUUGGGGUAUAGUUUGGAGGAGAGGAGGAGUUGGAAGCAGUGACUAUUAGAAGCAGAGAAUAGAGUGUCUGUGCUUCUGAGGGACCUCCUCUCUUUCUCCUUGCCUGUGUGUGUUAUCGAAGCAGCUCCCUGCGCUUGCCCUGCAGUGCCCGGGUAGGGGCUCCUGGGCAGAGAGCGUCUGUGUCCCCUGAGACUGGUGCUCUGGUGGGGUGCGUGUGCACGCGCGUUUUUAGGGCGUUGGGGGGUGGAGGUUGUGUCUGAACCGGUUAAGAAGAAUGACUUUGGAGUCCAUCAUGGCGUGCUGCCUGAGCGAGGAAGCCAAGGAAGCCCGGCGGAUCAACGACGAGAUCGAACGGCAGCUGCGCCGGGAUAAGCGGGACGCCCGUCGGGAACUGAAGCUGCUGCUGCUGGGCACAGGAGAGAGUGGCAAGAGCACGUUCAUCAAACAAAUGAGAAUCAUUCAUGGAUCAGGUUACUCUGAUGAAGACAAAAGGGGCUUUACAAAAUUGGUGUACCAGAAUAUAUUCACAGCAAUGCAGGCCAUGAUCAGAGCCAUGGAUACCCUCAAAAUCCCAUACAAGUAUGAACAUAAUAAGGCUCAUGCACAGCUAGUUCGAGAAGUCAAUGUAGAGAAGGUGUCAACUUUUGAGAAACCCUAUGUAGAUGCAAUAAGAAGUUUAUGGAAUGACCCUGGAAUCCAGGAAUGUUAUGAUAGACGACGAGAAUAUCAGUUAUCAGAUUCAACUAAAUAUUACCUUAAUGACUUGGACCGCAUAGCAGAUUCCACCUAUCUGCCAACUCAGCAAGAUGUGCUUAGAGUUCGAGUCCCAACAACAGGGAUCAUUGAAUAUCCAUUCGACUUACAAAGCGUCAUUUUCAGAAUGGUAGAUGUAGGAGGCCAACGAUCGGAAAGAAGAAAAUGGAUACAUUGCUUUGAAAAUGUCACAUCUAUCAUGUUUCUAGUAGCUCUUAGUGAAUACGAUCAAGUGCUUGUGGAGUCAGACAAUGAGAAUCGAAUGGAAGAAAGCAAAGCACUCUUUAGGACAAUUAUCACAUAUCCAUGGUUCCAAAAUUCUUCAGUCAUUCUGUUCUUAAAUAAGAAAGAUCUCUUAGAGGAGAAAAUAAUGUACUCUCAUUUAGUUGAUUAUUUCCCAGAGUAUGAUGGACCACAACGGGAUGGACAAGCAGCACGAGAGUUCAUCUUGAAGAUGUUUGUAGACCUGAAUCCAGACAGUGACAAAAUUAUCUACUCCCACUUCACAUGUGCUACAGACACAGAGAAUAUACGCUUUGUCUUUGCUGCCGUCAAGGACACAAUCCUACAGUUAAACUUGAAGGAGUACAACCUGGUCUAACUGUGCCUAGGAGGUCCUCCAAGACCAUCUUUGCAUGACUGAAGAUACACAAGAGGGACUGUAUUAUCUGUGAAAACAAAUUUCAUGCAAUGUAAUACUAAUUUAUUGCUGGCCUGGACUCUGUGAAUGUCCACAUAGUUUUUAGUUAAUAUUACGAUUAUAUUUAAACUAUAUGGAGGAUAAACAAAAGAUGCUGAACUACAUUCACAGUACAUUUUCAUAUUUUUUAGGCAAAACCUUGUGACUCAAUGGGUUUUAAAUUUUCAGUUGUGCACUCACAAAGAAUAAAAUUUUUUUGCUAUUGAGGCAAAAUCAAGUUGGUUUCCUCUUUCCCUGACCCUUUCUCUCUCCCUUCUCCCUCCUUCCCUUAUGUUUUUAAAGGUACAUUUUCCCAGUUGCGUUCCUUGGUGAAAUAUUUUCUGUUUGAUUUGUUCAGGAAAAAUGCUAUAAUCAGAAAUGAAGUUAUCAGUCGUUCAGAUUUUACAGAAUGUACUUUCUCUGAAGGAUCAAAAGUAUUGAUAGUGUGAUUUUUAAAUUCUUGACAUGGAUGUCAUUCUGUCUUCACUUCUGAGGCUAUAAUAUUGGGAUAGCAAAUUGAAAAUAGUUGUGUAUGGAUUAAGAACUUAAACAUACUUUCAUAGUUUAGAAAGAUGCAUAGAAGACAGUAAUGAAAUAAAGACACAAAUCUGAGAUACUCAUGGAAAUUCAUAGAAUCUCUUUUUAAUUGCCAUGUGCCAUUAUUUUAAUAUUUUCUUUUUUUCAGAAAUGUCAUGGACACUGCAUUUUCCCAAGUGAUUACAGCUUGAAACAGUGGUGUGUUGGGGUGGUUUAUUUUCCAGU